Molecule: messenger RNA, 2233 nt
Organism: Coffea arabica (coffee)
Lineage: Eukaryota; Viridiplantae; Streptophyta; Magnoliopsida; Gentianales; Rubiaceae
Source: RefSeq, a predicted model, not a curated record
UGCAUCGAUAAAGAGACCAACCCUUUUCUCUUCUCCCUCCUUUCUCUCUGCCCUUUUCUUCCUUUGCUCUCUCUCUCUCUCUCUCUCUCUCCAACUCUCUAACCCUAAUUCUACCGCCAAUACAUGACGGGUUGAAGGUUCAAAGUUGAGCAGAGAUCUUUUCUUUUUCGUCAGCAACAGUUAAUUUCUUGAUUUAUGGUUGGUUCUUGGUUCAAAGACGAGAGAAAAAAAAAAGUAUGUUCAAAAGGCCUGGCUCGUGUGCUGCAGAUCAGAGCUUUAAAGACAUGGUUGGUACUUUCUGAACAAAAUAAUAUCUCUCUUCGACAAAGAAAUCUUGAUCUCUUUAUUUCUUCCUUGCUGCAGCAGCUAUAGCUACUCUUAAAUAUGAGUUGGUUGUAACUUGUAGUAUAACUUGUAAGGAAGUUAUAAGUCUGCCCAAAAAAAUCUCUCUCCAUAUCUCUGUCCCUGUCUCCCCCCACCCCCCCUACGUUAGAUUCUUUUUUGGUUUGUUCAUUGUUUCGUUGCUUCUUCUCCUUUUCCUCUCCUUUCCUUUUUUUGGUUCUUGUUUCUAGAAUUCAGAACUCUCUCUGCAGAGAGACAAAAUGGAUUCUGGAAACAGUGGAAGUCUUCAGUCAUCAAGUGGUGAUGAAGAGUACGAUUCACGCGCCGAUUCCAUCUCGGCAGCUCUCAUGACUUCCCACCACCACAACCACCCUACUCCGCCACCAGCGGCACCACCACUGAACCCAACAAACACUUCCUCCAUCUUUGACUCUCUGUCUAACUAUUUCGACCCCAUUUCACGGCCACCACAGAAUCCUGACUCAUCCCUCCUCAAUCUGGAGAUGUCCUGGUCUACAGCCCUAAGAUCCAACCCAAAUUUGUCUGAUAUCAAUCCCAACAUGGUUUCUGCAUCUUCAAUCCAAUCCCUUUUUGGCUCAAACCAACAGCAACAAGGUUCUUUCGCCACUACUACCCCAUCUGUGUCAAUCCCUUCAUCUGUGCAAGAGAAUACCAGUGCUACAAAUACACCUAGACAACAAGCAGCACCAGAGCAAAAUAAUCUAGCCCAAGUGGUACGUAAUCCAAAGAAGCGAUCAAGAGCAUCGAGGCGGGCGCCAACAACUGUACUCACCACUGAUACCUCCAACUUCAGAGCCAUGGUCCAAGAAUUUACAGGCAUCCCAGCUCCACCCUUCACAUCUUCUUCACCGUUUCAAAGACCAAGACUUGAUCUUUAUGGUACCAGUCCUUCUAGCAUGAGAUCUAAUAACCUUAUAGAUUCAUCGCAACUACAGCCACCUUAUCUUCGUAGGCCUUUUCCUCAAAAAGUUCAACUGCCUCCUCCUUUUAUGGCUUCAUCGGCUUCAUCAUGUUCUUCUCUGUUGAAUUCAUCCUUAGUUGAUCAUGCUGCAAUAGCUUCACCAAAUAGUACUAGUACUAACAACAACAACAACAACACUUCUGGAUUAAACAUUAGUACUUCCACUAAUCCUACUUUCCAACUCCCUCUCCAAAGCGCAAAUCUUUUCAACUUGCCAACCCCAAUUCUCACUUCACUUCUUCAAUCUAACCAUGUCAAGUAUCAGCCUUCCAAUUGCCCUGUUAUCGGAUCAAAAACAGCCCAAAGUUUAGAUGAAUUUGGCUUAGGCCAGGGUCAUGUCAACACAAGUUCUUUAAGUGGGCUUCCGGGGCUCAUUUCUUCCGAUCAAACGACGUCGAGGAAUGGUAACAAUCCGGUUAACUGGGGAAGUUCGAGUGCUGGGGUCGGUUCGAACGAUGGAGGAGGUGAUCAAGGUCAUCAGAGCAGGUCUGGAAAUGGAAACUUUAGUUUGUCAAGAAGUGUUAACGGUGCUGGAAAUGGGAAGCUGAGUUACUCCGGUUCUUCCUCCGGUUUUCACGGGGAGAAAGGGUCGUCGGAAAAUGUAGCUGUGGCUGUUGCACCACCACCAGCAAGAGGGGAAGGUAUGAUGGAAUCUUGGAUAUGUUCUUCAGACUAGAAAUGAUUACAGUGUUAGAAAGUUUGGAGAUAAUGAUGGUGAUUAGUUUGAUGAUGACCAUUACUAUGAUGAUAAGGAGGAAAAAAAAAAAAGAGACAAGACAUGGGAAAAGAUAUUAAUUAGUACUACUACUAGUGUUGUCUUCAAUGAUCUUAACCAUGACUUUCACCAAAGCUUAGAGCAGUGUAGUUUGGUCUAAAUUAUGUGUAAAUAAUAGUUUUCCUUUUUCGGUC